Acanthosepion pharaonis is the source of this 639-nucleotide messenger RNA. Lineage: Eukaryota; Metazoa; Mollusca; Cephalopoda; Sepiida; Sepiidae. The record is from the annotation of a GenBank genome assembly.
AUGAUUGUGUAUUUUUUUACAUCAUAUUUCUGUUCUUUCUUCCUAUUGUCUUCCUUUUUCUCUCUCUUUCAUUUUCUUUCUUUUCUUUCACUCUUUGUUUUUAGCGCUCUCUUUCAAAUAAGCAUACACAUAUUUCCUCUCUCUUUCUUUCCUUUCUCUGUUUUCUUUCUUCUCUCUUUCUUUUUACCUCUCUUUUUCAAACGAGUACACUACACACAGACACACACUUCUUAUCUCUCUCCUUUCUCUUUCUUUUCUUCCAUUAUGUCUCUCUCUUUCAAACAAGCACACAUAUACACACUCCCUUUUUUCUUUCUUUCUUUCUUUCUCGUUGUUUUUACCUCUCUCUUUCAAAGAAGCACACACAUACACACUCCUUUUCUCCUUUUUUUCUCUCUUUCUUUUUACUGCUAUCUUUCAAACAGGCACACACGUACACACACUACCUUACAAACUUUCAUUUUUUACGCUUUCCCCGACUUCAUAUUCUCCUCUUGUAUAUUUCUCAAAUUUUGUCCUUCCAACUUACUUUUUUUGCCAUGUAAUCUUUUUUCUCUGUCUUUCUCUCUUUCACACACACACGUGCGAGCGCAUGUUCAUAGCCACACAAGAACACACGUUCAUUCUCCUGUCUUAUAG